AUGGCCACGAAUGUUAUUCCAACUCUUCUUACAUUACCAGUAGAACUUGUCUACCGAAUUCUAGACCAUCUUAAUGAUUUCAAUAUUUUAUACUCGACACAAAAUAUUUGUAAACGUAUCAAUGCAAUCCUCAACAGUUACCAUCGAUAUCAGACACUUACUACACUCGAUCUCCGUCACAAUCAUAUAGGCGCCCACGGAGCACAUCAUCUUGCCAAUUCUCUCCAAAAGAACCAAACACUCACCACAUUGGAUGUCAGUCGUAAUCAAAUAGGUGAUCGCGGAGCACAGCAUUUUGCCAAUGUUCUUCAACAAAACCAUACACUCACUACACUGAAUCUCAGUCGCAAUCGAAUAGAUAAUCAAGGAGCAAAAGAUUUUGCCAAUGCUCUUCAAGAAAACCAAACACUUACUACACUGGAUCUCAGUGACAAUCGGAUAGGCGAUCAAGGAGCACAGCAUCUUGCCAAUGCUCUUCAACAAAACCAAACACUCAUCACACUGAAUCUCAGUCGUAAUCAAAUAAGUGAUCAAGGAGCACAGCAUUUUGCCGAUGCUCUUCAACAAAACCAAACACUCACUACACUGAAUCUGAGUUACAAUCGAAUGGGUUUCGAAGGAGCGGAAUAUUUUGCUGACGCUCUUCAACAAAACCAAACACUCACUACACUGAAUGUCAGUUACAAUCGAAUGGGUUUUGAAGGAGCACAACAUUUUGCUGAUAUUCUCCAACAAAAUCAAACACUCACGACACUGGACUUCAGUCUCAAUCAAAUAGGUGAUCAAGGAGCACAGUAUCUUGCCAAUGCUCUCCAAGAAAAUCAAACACUCACAACACUGAAUCUCAGUCACAACCAAAUAGGCGAUCAAGGGAUACAAUAUCUUGCUAAUGUUCUUCAACAAAACCAAACGCUCACCACACUGAGUCUGAGUUACAAUCGGUUAGGUGAUCAAGGAGCACAACAUCUUGCCAAUGUUUUCCAACGAAAUCAAUCACUCAUCACAUUGGAUCUUAGUCUCAAUCAAAUAGGUGAACAAGGAGUACAAUAUCUUGCCAAUGCUCUUCAACAAAACCAAACGCUCACUACACUAAAUCUGAGUUACAAUCGAUUAGGUGAUCAAGGAGCACAACAUCUUGCUAAUGCUCUCCAAAAAAAUCAAACGCUCAUUACAUUGAAUCUGAAUUACAAUUGGUUAGGUGAUCAAGGAGCACAACAUCUUGCCAAUAUUCUUCAACAAAAUCAAACACUCACCACAUUGGACCUCAGUCUCAAUCAAAUAGGUGAUGAAGGAGCACAAUAUCUUGCUAAUGCUCUUCAACAAAAUCAAACACUCACCAGACUGGAACUCAGUCGCAAUCAAAUGAGUGGACAAGGUGCACAACAUUUUGCCAAUGCUCUUCAACACAACAAAACACUUACUACACUGAAUCUUAGUUAUAAUCGGAUAGAUCAUGAAGGAGAACAACAUCUUGCCAAUGCUCUCCAACAAAGCGAAACACUCACUACAUUGAAAUUCCUUUGA
This is a messenger RNA of Rotaria sordida, 1524 nucleotides long. Lineage: Eukaryota; Metazoa; Rotifera; Eurotatoria; Philodinida; Philodinidae. The record is from the annotation of a GenBank genome assembly.